Drosophila takahashii is the source of this 3844-nucleotide messenger RNA. It is a transcript of the gene nyo, whose product is annotated as nyobe. The record is from RefSeq and is a predicted model, not a curated record. Lineage: Eukaryota; Metazoa; Arthropoda; Insecta; Diptera; Drosophilidae.
UUGCCCAUUGUCAAGGCGAACGCACGCGAGCAGCGCAGCGAAAAUACCAGCAGAAGAACUCAAAACUCCUCCGAGAGCAACUUAUAUAACGACUGAUUAGCCCGGAGUUUGCUUUAGUUAUUCGGUCAACUCUCGACGGUCAAGUUCGCAGCGAUCUCGCGACUGGCCAAACCAAAAAAAUAAAUCCCAAAACCAACCGAGUCGCGUUGCCAGGAACCCUUUAUCCAAGGAACAACCAACCAAGUCAAGUGCAACAUUCAAUCCCCAACCCAUGCAAUGUGCAAUGUGUGUAAUCAGCAAACAGUGAUCAUUUACAUACAUGAAUAAAACUCAUCUCGAAAGUGAAGCGUGACUCAGCAUCGAUAGCCGAAAUAAAAGGCCAUCAGCCAGCAGGAGAACAAGACAAUCCGAAAGGAAAGGAUACUUUUCGGUCACUUCUGACUAUCACGACCCCGAGUUACAGUUGCAGUUGCAAGUUAUUCUGGCCAAAUACAGAGACCGAACCGAUCUGGAGUUUUGAGAGGAUUGAAGACACGAGAGCAAACAGUUAAGACAAAAUGUUUCUACGCCGCUGCACCUUUCUGCUGCUGAUCUGCCUAAUUGCGAGUGACGCCGCCAGCGCCGCACGCAAAACAAAACGUCCUGUCAAGCCGGUCAAGCAGACCAAUCCGCGCACCAAUGUGACGCCUUCGCCUCUGGCAGCCGCCUCCUCGUCGGGCAGCUCCAGCUCCACACCAGCCAGCAGCACCAGCACUACAAGCACCACGGAAGGAAGCGGCGACCAGGAGGCAGUGGGCUCCACGGUGGGAUCGGCAGCCGGGUCUCAGGCUCCAGAAUUGCCCAAGCCCCUGGCCACCCCUGGCCCCUUUGAUAGCCCGCCGGAGGCGAAGACGGACAAGGCACCAGCACCCGGAAUCCAGGAGGAGGAGUGCGAUCCAGAUAUGAUUGGCUUCGAGAUCAUUACCGGCUACGUGCUCUCGGCACCCUCGAAGAUGCUGGACACUUUGCCCGGGACUCUGAUGCUCACCGACUGCCUGGAGGCCUGCCAAAAUAACGAGUCCUGCAGCGCUGUCAACUACGAAACCGGAUUGUGUGUGCUGUUCAAGACGACUGCCGAUAAAUUGCCAGGUUCACUUUCGCGCUCACAGUUUCCGGUUUUCACCAUCUACGCACAGAAAUCGUGUUUGGGCGUGCGUCCUUGCUCGAAGGCCUGGUGCAUCGAUCGCGUUCAAGGUUACCGCCUCCCGGAGCACGUCAAAUCUAGUCAGACGGUUCUGUCGCGCCGCGACUGUUUGGAACUCUGCUUGGGCGAGACCGAGUUCACAUGCCGAUCGGCCAACUACUACCGCCACUCGGGUCUCUGCGAACUGUCCGACAUGGACCGCAUUACCCUGUCCGCCGGCGGAAGCGUGGAGCCCUACGACGGAGCCGACUAUCUGGAGAACAACUGCGCCGAGGAACCCAGCAAACUGUGCGAAUUCAAGAGGAUUUCGGGAAAAAUCCUAAAGACAGUGGACUCCGUUUACCAGGACAUCAAUACCAUCGAUGAGUGCCGCGAUCUCUGCCUGAACUCUCCUUAUAGGUGCCACUCGUAUGACUACAAUGAUACCGGAGACAUGGUCUGCCGACUGUCGCAUCACAGCCGCGCCACCUUGACCGAUGUGAUGGAUCCCUACUUGGAUGUCCCGGAGGCAGCCACCUACGAACUCUCAGCCUGCUAUAACGUGUCCAUUGAAUGCCGCUCCGGGGAGAUGAUCACCAAGAUCAGGACGUCCAAGCUGUUCGACGGCAAGGUCUAUGCCAAGGGAGCCCCCAAAUCCUGCGCUGUGAAUGUGAACAACUCCCUGGAGUUCGACUUCCGCAUGGGCUACAACGAUCUGGAGUGCAAUGUGCGACAGAGUGCCUACGGGAGGUAUAUGAACGACAUUGUGAUCCAGCACCACGACAUGAUUGUCACCUCCUCCGAUCUUGGACUCGCUGUAUCCUGCCAAUACGAUUUGACCAACAAGACUGUGCUGAAUGACGUUGACCUGGGAGUAACCGGGGAGAUUGAGUCCUCGCUGAGCGAGGAGAUCACCAUUGAUUCGCCCAAUGUGAUUAUGAAGAUCACCUCUCGCGAUGGCAGCGACAUGAAGAGAAUCGCCGAGGUCGGCGAUCCGCUGGCCCUGCGCUUCGAGAUCGUGGAGCCCAACAGCCCGUACGAGAUCUUCGUGAGGGAACUGGUGGCCAUGGACGGCUCCGACAACGCCGAGAUAACGCUGAUCGAUGCUAAUGGCUGCCCCACCGACCAAUACAUCAUGGGCACCAUCCAGAAGCUGGCGCACAAUCGCAAGGUGCUGCUCUCGCAGUUCGACGCCUUCAAGUUCCCGUCCAGCGAAGUGGUCCAGUUUCGUGCCCUGGUAACGCCCUGCAUUCCGCGCUGUGAGCCCGUGAUUUGCGACAGCGAAGAUGGCGCCAGUGGAGAGCUCAAGUCUCUGGUUUCCUAUGGCCGCAAGAAGCGCUCGGUGCUGAAUGGAACCGAUGGAGCCGAGUUCUUGCUCAGCACACGCAAUCGCCGUGAUGUGGGCCCUGUGGAUGAUAACAUACUGCUCAUGCAGUCCAUACAAAUCACAGACAAGUUCGGCUUCCAGCCAGAGGAUGGCACCACCACUACCCAUGCCAAUGACAGCGGUCCCCACGAGAAGGCCUAUGCGGGCGUGGCCCAGGACAAGCUCACUUGCCUUAAUGGCUAUGGACUGAUCAUGGCCGGAGCCCUCUUCCUGCUGGCCCAGCUGAGCAUCUUCGGGAUCUGGAAGACCGUGCAGCGCCGCAGCAGCAAGGAGCGCUACCUGUACCAGCACGAGCCCACGCCCACCAUCACCUACGGAGCGCCCAGCAUGCUGUACGGACCGCCGCCCAACUCCUCCGCCGGAUCCUCGGCCUCGGGAGCGUCCUACGGCGGCAGUGCCAAGGACACGCUGAGCAAACUCUACGACAGCGGCAUCAACGGGCGCUACGGACAGCAGUUCUAGGGAAGAUCUGGGUGGCUCUCGCUGUUUGCCGGGAACACUUAGCUGGGAACAAACGCAAUAUGCCUCGAAAGCUUCAAAAGAUUCGAUGAGACUUGAAUAGAAAAUAUUCGCCUAGCAGCGACACAUGAAAAUCAUUGGAAACCCUAGAUUAAUCCAGUAUAGUCUAAGCCUACGAUUAGUUUACACUUAGAGUUUUGACUCCUUUUUUUUAAAUGAUACGCCUAUGAAUAUCUCUCAAGAAUGCGCGCUUUUAAAUGCCUUGGAAAUCGAGGUUCCAGCAUUUUAAAUCGGCGCAUUGCCAAGAAAAGAAAAGUAAAGAACGGAAAAUUGAACCCGGCUAAAUUCUAAUUAGUUUAGAGCUACUUGCAAUCUCUCUAGCGAAAGUUAGGCUAAUUAUAUGUUUAGUGAGAAAUCUGCUUCAUGUCCUCGAGCGAAUUGCAUUUAUAUGACUAUUAUACUAUUUAUUGAUAACAUUUAAGCUGCUGACAAUUUACCCACAAAGUUUGCCAAAUAAUUUUGUAUCAAAAUGUUUUGCGCCAGGCUUUUCUGUGCAAGGCGGCAUUUCCAAAUUUCCGAGGCCCUAGCCCUAGAUCCCCCAUUUUAACAAUUCCCCACUAUUUAUUUGCUAACCGUACUUCUUAUUAUUUAUUAAUUUAUUAGCCGAAACGCAAGGCGGUGCUAAUUAUUAGGAACUUCCGAGAGACUUUGUUCUCGCGAAGACAGGAGAAGAAAAUUGAUAAACGAAGAUUUGAUAAACGAAUUGUACUGAUUAAGUAAUGCAAUAAACUCUACGCCUAACGAAAUAUAUUUAUAAAUAAAUGUCUAAAAAUAGA